GCCUUUCCCUUCUCCGCCAGCUGGAGAGGGUCUCGUCUGCUCAGAGAGGAAAAGAAGGAAGGGAAGGGAAGGGAAGGACGGAAGAGAAACUUCCCAACAACGACGCCGCGUCGGAAGAGAUCCGGGACGGAGAGAGAAAGAGGUUCUGUCCUUCGUUGGGUUUAAAGUCCCAGCUGGACCAGCUGUUUCCGUCCUGCCAGAACUCAGUUCAGAGUGCGAAAGCUGGGACUCUGGAAUGCACCGUAAAGGGGAAAAAAACCCAAAUCAGGCGAAGACAAGAUAGGAAUGGAUUCUUUGCUUUCUGCAUGACCCUCAAGUUCAAAGGGAGCAGGUGAACGUUCGACUGGGCGGAUUCAAACUGACGGAUCGGAACCGAUUUACUCCAAACAACCUUCUCUUCCACUUUGUUUUGCUUUGAAUCCUUUUUUUACAGAAUACCUCUGCGCGGCAAAUUCGUUGCGUUUUUAAUCUUUUAAAAAUCCUUUUAUGAAAGAAAAAAAAAAUAUUUUGUCCCCUUUUCGUUCAAACGUGGUGUUUUUAAAAAAAUCUCUUUUCUAUUGCUUUUUUCUACAAAAAGGAAACAUUUCUUUUCCUUUUUUUGAGACUGAACAAAUAAAAAGUGAUCUCGAGCUAUAAUUAUCCGACACGUACAAGGAGACGAGAGGAGAUUGUAUUUCCUGGUUGUUAAAUAAUUGAGCUCGAAGUCAAAAAAGACGAGGAGACGGCAGAAUUGAUUGGUACGUGAGACGCGCAAAGAGCCAGAGUGUGGGAGAGAAAGGGCCGUUUUAGAGUAAUAAACUUUGAAAUACACAAUAACGUCAGCAGUGCCUAACCCAAAAACACACACGCAGCAACUCCAGCCAGUGAACCCAAGUUUUAAUAAAGUCUCAUAUUAUGUGCUUGUUAAAAGUAUUAAAAUAGGAAGAGGACCUCCAGAAAUUUGGGGAAGUUAACAGAAAUCUUAAUUUGAUUUAAUAAAUUCUGUAGAACAAUCAUUGUUGAUAACCAAAGUGACCGGAGUGUUCGUUCGCGGUGGAUUUAUUGACACCUGGGGACAGUGGUUUAUUGGACAGAAACCCUGGAGUCCGUUUUCCUCCGAGAGGCAGAAUUGGAAGCGAGAUCUGAAUUUCAGCUGCAGUAACAACAUCCCCCUCCACCCCAAAAAGAGAAGUGUAAGAACUUUGCCAGUUUUUUUUAAGCUGCUUAAGAGAGUCACCCCCAGAGGAUCUCGUGGUGAAUGACUGGGGUGCUGUAAUGGAACCCGUAGAAUCCGCUGAAACCAAAGGGGAAGGGGGAAAGGAAAGCACCACACCCGAAACCAAGGCCAUCCAAGCGCAAGGAGAAGAGGACGCUGGCCUUGGCCAAGAGGAGGAGGUGAACGCGAGAGAGGUCCCCGUGUUGAACGGGCAGGCGCAGGAGGUAGAUGUAGGCCUGACCUGUCUGGAGACUCCCCCUCCAGAUGUCAAAGAGGGGACCGAUGAAGGGGGCGAGGCCCCGCACCCAGGACCCACAAAUCUGGAAGAGGCAAACCCCCCCAACGAGGAAGAGAAACCGAGAGAGGAUCUGCCUUUAGAGAGAGCUAUGGCUCUGACAGAAACUCCCAUUUCCAGCCCGGAGGUCACCGGCCCCAGCUGCAGCACUGCUGCCGCCGAACCAGCCACGGCGAGCCCCAAAGCGCGGCCUUCCCCGAGCAACCAACCUGAGCCCCCGGAUUUCUACUGCGUGAAGUGGAUCAACUGGAAAGGGGAACGGACACCCAUCAUCACCCAGAGCGAGAACGGGCCCUGCCCUCUUCUGGCGAUCAUGAAUAUCCUUUUCUUGCAGUGGAAGGUCAAGCUGCCUCCCCAGAAAGAAGUGGUCACGUCCGACGAACUGAUGGCACAUCUCGGGGAUUGGAUCUUAUCUAUUAAGCCCCAAAAGGAGUCAGAAGUUCUCCAGCUCAAUUUCCAACAGAACGUCAACGACGCCAUGACGGUCCUCCCCAAACUCUCCACGGGGCUGGAUGUGAACGUGAGGUUUACGGGAGUCUCUGAUUUUGAAUACACCCCCGAGUGCAUCGUCUUCGACCUCCUCAACGUGCCCCUUUAUCACGGGUGGCUGGUGGACCCACAGUUAGUAGAGGUGGCCCAAGCCAUUGGCAAACUGAGCUACAACCAGCUGGUGGAGAAGAUUAUCACCUGCAAACACUCCAAGGACCCCAAUUUGGUGACAGAAGGGCUGAUAGCAGAGCAGUUUCUGGAGUCCACAGCCUCUCAGCUGACCUACCACGGCUUGUGUGAGCUGACCUCCACGGUGAAAGAGGGAGAGCUGAGCGUCUUCUUCAGGAACAACCACUUCAGCACCAUGAUAAAGCACAAGAGCCACUUAUACCUCCUGGUGACGGACCAAGGCUUCCUGCACGAGGAGCAAGUGGUCUGGGAAAGCCUCCACAACGUGGACGGGACAGGCUUCUGCGACGCCGAGUUCCACCUCAGCCACGCCCUGGAGAAGGAGGCCGCCGGCGGCUCCCCAAGGGAGCAGCAAGCAAACCAGAGGCAGGUGGACCAGGACUACAUGAUCGCCUUGUCUCUGCAGCAGCAGCAAGGGGGGGCCGUGCUGAGCGACCUCGAGUUGGCCCAGCGGCUGCAGCAGGAGGAGUACCAGCAGCCCUCCCCGGCCACCCCCCCCCGGCACAGGGGCGAGGACAGUCCCCUGCCCGUCCCACCGGGGAGCGCAGGCCACGGCAGAAACAGGAUUCGGACUGCAUCGUCCUGUAAUGCCAACAAUGCCCGGGCGCCCCGAGCACCCCCUUUGCAAACUGCCAGAACCUGCCAUGGAAGAAAAGUUCUCCUCGUGGGCACAUUCAAAGACUUCUAUUUAAAGUCUCCCCGUCCCCCGGGGGCCAAAAAAACCAAAAUUUUAAAAUGCAAAACCUUGGAAAAGAAACUUGUGUUCUAA
Messenger RNA from Heteronotia binoei (common prickly gecko), 2937 nucleotides. RefSeq names its product ubiquitin carboxyl-terminal hydrolase MINDY-1-like. Gene Ontology annotation, biological process: protein K48-linked deubiquitination. NCBI's taxonomy places the organism in Eukaryota, Metazoa, Chordata, Lepidosauria, Squamata, Gekkonidae. Gene Ontology annotation, molecular function: K48-linked deubiquitinase activity; cysteine-type carboxypeptidase activity; cysteine-type deubiquitinase activity. The record is from RefSeq and is a predicted model, not a curated record. Gene Ontology annotation, cellular component: cell periphery; cytosol.